This is a messenger RNA of Anolis carolinensis (green anole), 7355 nucleotides long. It is a transcript of the gene prpf8, whose product is annotated as pre-mRNA processing factor 8. The record is from RefSeq and is a predicted model, not a curated record. Bases 164 to 7177 code for a protein of 2337 amino acids. Lineage: Eukaryota; Metazoa; Chordata; Lepidosauria; Squamata; Anolidae. Gene Ontology annotation, molecular function: pre-mRNA intronic binding; U6 snRNA binding; U2 snRNA binding. Gene Ontology annotation, biological process: spliceosomal tri-snRNP complex assembly; mRNA splicing, via spliceosome. The transcript has 42 exons. Gene Ontology annotation, cellular component: catalytic step 2 spliceosome; U5 snRNP.
GCCUUAUCCGUUUCCGGAGAGUCGCGCCUGCGCAGUGUGUGGCUCUCACGCAGCGGCGGCGAACGUGGCCGCCAUUAAGAGUCCCUCUCCUGAGAGCAAAAGAAGAAGGAAGAAAGGAAGGAGAGAAGGGGAAAGAGAAGGCCGGAGGGCCUGAUCUGCAGCCAUGGCAACUGGCGUGUUCCCUCCCUUCCGGGGACCCUGCCCUCCGAUGCCGGCCCCUUUGGCCCCUCUGCCAGACUACAUGUCAGAGGAGAAGCUUCAGGAGAAAGCCCGCAAAUGGCAGCAGCUGCAGGCCAAGCGCUACGCCGAGAAGCGGAAGUUUGGCUUUGUGGACGCACAGAAGGAGGACAUGCCUCCGGAGCAUGUGAGGAAGAUCAUCCGCGACCAUGGAGACAUGACCAACAGGAAGUUCCGGCAUGACAAGCGGGUCUAUUUGGGGGCCUUGAAAUACAUGCCUCAUGCGGUGCUGAAGCUCUUGGAGAACAUGCCAAUGCCCUGGGAACAGAUCCGCGACGUCCCCGUCCUGUACCACAUCACUGGCGCCAUUUCCUUCGUGAAUGAGAUCCCGUGGGUCAUUGAGCCCGUCUACAUCGCCCAGUGGGGGUCCAUGUGGAUCAUGAUGCGCCGGGAGAAGCGGGAUCGCCGUCACUUCAAGCGCAUGCGCUUCCCCCCUUUUGAUGACGAGGAGCCCCCUCUGGACUAUGCCGACAACAUCCUGGACGUGGAGCCCCUAGAGGCCAUCCAGCUGGAGCUGGACCCUGAGGAAGACGCCCCCGUCCUGGACUGGUUCUACGACCACCAGCCCCUAAAGGACAACCGCAAGUACGUCAAUGGCUCCACCUACCAGCGCUGGCAGUUCACCCUCCCCAUGAUGUCCACACUUUACCGCUUGGCCAACCAGCUGCUCACAGACCUGGUGGAUGACAACUACUUCUACCUGUUCGACCUGAAGGCCUUUUUCACCUCCAAGGCCCUCAACAUGGCCAUCCCCGGAGGGCCCAAGUUUGAGCCCCUGGUCCGGGACAUCAACCUCCAGGACGAAGACUGGAACGAGUUCAACGACAUCAACAAGAUCAUCAUCCGGCAGCCCAUCCGGACGGAGUACAAGAUUGCCUUCCCUUACCUGUAUAACAAUCUGCCCCAUCAUGUUCACCUCACCUGGUACCACACACCCAACGUGGUCUUCAUCAAGACGGAGGACCCUGACCUGCCGGCCUUCUACUUCGACCCCCUCAUCAACCCCAUCUCCCACAGGCAUUCCGUCAAGAGCCAGGAGCCGCUCCCGGAGGAUGAUGAGGAGUUUGAGUUGCCGGAGUUUGUGGAGCCCUUCCUGAAGGAGACUCCGCUCUACACUGACAACACGGCCAACGGCAUUGCCUUGCUCUGGGCUCCCCGACCCUUCAAUCUGCGCUCUGGACGCACCCGACGGGCCCUCGACAUCCCUCUCGUCAAGAACUGGUAUCGGGAGCACUGUCCGGCGGGGCAGCCGGUCAAAGUGCGGGUCUCCUACCAGAAGCUCCUUAAGUACUACGUCCUGAAUGCACUCAAGCACCGGCCACCCAAGGCUCAGAAGAAAAGGUACCUCUUCCGCUCUUUCAAGGCCACCAAGUUCUUCCAAUCGACCAAACUGGAUUGGGUGGAGGUGGGCCUGCAAGUCUGCCGCCAGGGCUACAACAUGCUCAACCUCCUCAUCCACCGCAAGAAUCUCAACUACCUGCACUUGGACUACAACUUCAACCUGAAACCCGUCAAGACCCUCACUACCAAGGAGAGGAAAAAGUCCCGUUUCGGUAAUGCCUUCCACCUCUGCAGGGAGGUGCUGCGCCUGACCAAGCUGGUGGUGGACAGCCACGUCCAAUACAGGUUGGGGAACGUGGACGCCUUCCAGUUGGCGGACGGACUGCAGUACAUCUUUGCGCACGUGGGGCAACUGACGGGGAUGUACCGCUACAAGUACAAGCUGAUGCGUCAGAUCCGGAUGUGCAAGGAUCUCAAGCACCUCAUCUAUUACCGCUUCAACACAGGUCCAGUGGGCAAGGGCCCCGGCUGUGGCUUCUGGGCUCCCGGCUGGCGAGUCUGGCUCUUCUUCAUGAGGGGCAUCACCCCGCUGCUGGAGCGAUGGCUGGGCAACCUCCUGGCCAGGCAGUUCGAAGGCCGGCACUCAAAGGGGGUGGCCAAGACGGUGACCAAGCAGCGAGUGGAGUCGCACUUCGACUUGGAGCUGCGGGCGGCCGUGAUGCACGACAUCCUGGACAUGAUGCCCGAAGGCAUCAAGCAGAACAAGGCCCGCACCAUCUUGCAGCACCUGAGCGAGGCCUGGCGCUGCUGGAAGGCCAACAUCCCCUGGAAGGUCCCUGGCCUGCCGACUCCCAUUGAGAACAUGAUCCUGCGCUACGUCAAGGCCAAAGCUGACUGGUGGACCAACACGGCCCACUACAACCGGGAGCGCAUCCGGCGGGGGGCCACCGUGGACAAGACCGUCUGCAAGAAGAACCUGGGCCGCCUCACCCGCCUCUACCUCAAGGCCGAGCAGGAGCGCCAGCACAACUACCUCAAGGACGGGCCCUACAUCACGGCAGAGGAGGCCGUGGCCGUCUACACCACCACCGUCCACUGGCUGGAGAGCCGCCGCUUCUCGCCCAUCCCCUUCCCACCGCUCUCCUAUAAACACGACACCAAGCUCCUCAUCCUGGCCCUGGAGAGGCUCAAGGAGGCUUACAGUGUCAAGUCCCGCCUGAACCAGUCGCAGAGGGAAGAGCUGGGCCUGAUAGAACAAGCCUAUGACAACCCCCACGAGGCUUUGUCCCGCAUCAAGCGGCACUUGCUCACCCAGCGGGCCUUCAAGGAGGUGGGCAUUGAGUUCAUGGACCUGUACAGUCACUUGGUCCCGGUGUACGACGUGGAGCCGCUGGAGAAGAUCACGGACGCCUACCUGGACCAGUACCUUUGGUACGAAGCCGACAAGCGGCGCCUUUUCCCCCCCUGGAUCAAGCCGGCCGACACCGAGCCCCCUCCCCUCCUGGUCUACAAGUGGUGUCAAGGCAUCAACAACCUGCAGGACGUCUGGGAGACAGGCGAAGGGGAGUGCAACGUGAUGCUGGAGUCGCGCUUUGAGAAGAUGUAUGAGAAGAUUGACUUGACGCUGCUCAACAGGCUGCUGCGCCUCAUUGUGGACCAUAACAUUGCUGACUACAUGACAGCCAAGAACAACGUGGUCAUCAACUACAAGGACAUGAACCACACCAACUCCUACGGCAUCAUCCGGGGCCUGCAGUUCGCCUCCUUCAUCGUCCAGUACUACGGCCUAGUCAUGGAUCUGCUGGUACUGGGCCUGCACCGCGCCAGCGAGAUGGCUGGCCCCCCACAGAUGCCCAACGACUUCCUUAGCUUCCAGGACGUGGCCACCGAAGCUGCUCACCCCAUCCGCCUCUUCUGCCGCUACAUAGACCGCAUCCACAUCUUCUUCAGGUUCACAGCGGACGAGGCGCGGGACCUGAUCCAACGCUACCUGACGGAGCACCCGGACCCCAACAACGAGAACAUUGUGGGCUACAACAACAAGAAGUGCUGGCCCCGAGAUGCCCGCAUGCGCCUCAUGAAGCAUGACGUCAACCUGGGCCGCGCCGUCUUCUGGGACAUCAAGAACCGCCUCCCGCGUUCGGUGACCACGGUCCAGUGGGAGAACAGCUUCGUCUCGGUCUACAGCAAGGACAACCCCAACCUGCUCUUCAACAUGUGCGGCUUUGAGUGCCGCAUCCUUCCCAAGUGCCGCACCAGCUACGAGGAGUUCACCCACAAAGACGGCGUCUGGAACCUCCAGAACGAGGUGACCAAGGAACGGACAGCGCAGUGCUUCCUGCGGGUGGACGAUGAGUCCAUGCAACGCUUCCACAACCGGGUCCGGCAGAUCCUCAUGGCCUCGGGGUCCACCACCUUCACAAAGAUUGUAAACAAGUGGAACACGGCCCUGAUCGGCCUGAUGACCUACUUCCGGGAGGCGGUGGUCAACACCCAGGAGCUGCUGGACCUGCUGGUCAAGUGCGAGAACAAGAUCCAGACCCGCAUCAAGAUCGGCCUGAACUCCAAGAUGCCCAGUCGCUUCCCGCCGGUGGUCUUCUACACCCCGAAGGAGCUGGGGGGCCUGGGCAUGCUCUCCAUGGGGCACGUCCUCAUCCCGCAGUCAGACCUCAGGUGGUCCAAGCAGACGGACGUGGGCAUCACGCACUUCCGAUCGGGGAUGAGCCACGAGGAGGACCAGCUCAUCCCCAACCUUUACCGCUACAUCCAGCCCUGGGAGAGCGAGUUCAUCGACUCCCAAAGGGUCUGGGCAGAGUAUGCCCUCAAGAGGCAGGAGGCCAUCGCCCAGAACAGGCGCCUGACGCUGGAGGACUUGGAGGACUCCUGGGACCGGGGCAUCCCGCGCAUCAACACACUCUUCCAGAAGGACCGCCACACGUUGGCCUACGAUAAAGGAUGGCGGGUCCGGACGGACUUCAAGCAGUAUCAGGUCCUGAAGCAGAACCCCUUCUGGUGGACCCACCAGCGCCACGACGGGAAGCUCUGGAACCUGAACAACUACCGGACGGACAUGAUCCAGGCACUGGGAGGCGUGGAGGGCAUCCUGGAGCACACCCUCUUCAAGGGCACCUACUUCCCCACCUGGGAGGGGCUCUUCUGGGAGAAAGCCAGCGGCUUCGAGGAGUCCAUGAAGUGGAAGAAGCUGACCAACGCCCAGCGCUCCGGCCUCAACCAGAUCCCCAACCGACGCUUCACCCUCUGGUGGUCCCCCACCAUCAACAGGGCCAACGUCUACGUGGGCUUCCAGGUGCAGCUGGACCUGACGGGCAUCUUCAUGCACGGCAAGAUCCCCACCUUAAAGAUCUCCCUCAUCCAGAUCUUCCGGGCCCAUCUCUGGCAGAAGAUCCACGAGAGCAUCGUCAUGGAUCUCUGCCAGGUCUUUGACCAGGAGCUGGACGCCCUGGAGAUCGAGACGGUGCAGAAGGAGACCAUCCACCCCCGGAAGUCCUACAAGAUGAACUCCUCCUGCGCAGACAUCCUCCUCUUCGCCUCCUACAAGUGGAACGUCUCCCGGCCUUCCCUUCUGGCCGACUCCAAGGACGUGAUGGACAGCACCACCACCCAGAAGUACUGGAUCGACAUCCAGCUGCGCUGGGGGGAUUACGACUCCCACGACAUCGAGCGCUACGCCAGGGCCAAGUUCCUGGACUACACCACCGACAACAUGAGCAUCUACCCGUCUCCCACCGGGGUCCUCAUUGCCAUUGACUUGGCCUACAACCUGCACAGCGCCUACGGGAACUGGUUCCCCGGGAGCAAGCCGCUGAUCCAGCAGGCCAUGGCCAAGAUCAUGAAGGCCAACCCGGCGCUGUACGUCCUGCGGGAGCGGAUCCGGAAGGGGCUGCAGCUCUACUCCUCAGAGCCCACCGAGCCCUACCUCUCCUCCCAGAACUACGGGGAGCUCUUCUCCAACCAGAUCAUCUGGUUCGUGGACGACACCAACGUCUACCGGGUCACCAUCCACAAGACCUUUGAGGGGAACUUGACCACGAAGCCCAUCAACGGGGCCAUCUUCAUCUUCAACCCUCGGACAGGGCAGCUCUUCCUGAAGAUCAUCCACACUUCCGUUUGGGCCGGGCAGAAGCGCUUGGGGCAGCUGGCCAAGUGGAAGACAGCCGAGGAAGUGGCCGCCCUCAUCCGCUCCCUCCCGGUGGAGGAGCAGCCCAAGCAGAUCAUUGUCACCCGGAAGGGCAUGCUGGACCCUCUGGAGGUGCACUUGCUGGACUUCCCCAACAUUGUGAUCAAGGGCUCGGAGCUGCAGCUCCCCUUCCAGGCCUGCUUGAAGGUGGAGAAGUUUGGAGAUCUCAUCCUGAAGGCCACCGAGCCCCAGAUGGUCCUCUUCAACCUUUAUGACGACUGGCUGAAGACCAUCUCCUCCUACACGGCCUUUUCGCGACUGAUCCUCAUCCUUCGCGCUUUGCAUGUCAACAAUGACCGGGCCAAAGUCAUCCUGAAGCCUGACAAGACCACGGUCACGGAGCCCCACCACAUCUGGCCCACGCUGACCGACGAAGAGUGGAUCAAGGUGGAGGUCCAGCUUAAAGACCUGAUCCUGGCCGACUAUGGCAAGAAGAACAACGUGAACGUGGCCUCGCUGACGCAGUCGGAGAUCCGGGACAUCAUCCUGGGCAUGGAGAUCUCGGCCCCCUCGCAGCAGCGCCAGCAGAUUGCAGAGAUCGAGAAGCAGACCAAGGAGCAGUCCCAGCUGACGGCCACCCAGACACGGACGGUCAACAAGCACGGUGACGAGAUCAUCACCUCCACCACCAGCAACUACGAGACCCAGACCUUCUCCUCCAAGACCGAGUGGCGCGUCCGGGCCAUCUCCGCCGCCAACCUCCACCUGCGGACCAAUCACAUCUAUGUCUCGUCGGACGACAUCAAGGAGACUGGCUACACCUACAUCCUGCCCAAGAACGUCCUCAAGAAGUUCAUCUGCAUCUCUGACCUGCGGGCCCAGAUUGCCGGCUACUUGUAUGGGGUGAGCCCCCCGGACAACCCUCAGGUGAAGGAGAUCCGCUGCAUUGUGAUGGUGCCACAAUGGGGCACCCACCAGACGGUCCACUUGCCAGGGCAGCUGCCCCAACAUGAGUACCUCAAGGAGAUGGAGCCUCUGGGCUGGAUCCACACUCAGCCCAACGAGUCCCCGCAGCUCUCCCCGCAGGACGUCACCACUCACGCCAAGGUCAUGGCCGAGAACCCCUCCUGGGAUGGGGAGAAGACCAUCAUCAUCACCUGCAGCUUCACGCCAGGCUCUUGCACCCUGACGGCCUACAAGCUGACCCCCAGCGGCUACGAAUGGGGCCGGCAAAACACCGACAAGGGCAACAACCCCAAGGGCUACCUGCCUUCCCAUUACGAGCGGGUCCAGAUGCUGCUCUCGGACCGCUUCCUGGGCUUCUUCAUGGUCCCGGCCCAGGGCUCCUGGAACUACAACUUCAUGGGCGUGCGCCACGACCCCAACAUGAAGUACGAGCUGCAGUUGGCCAACCCCAAGGAGUUCUACCAUGAGGUCCACCGCCCUUCGCACUUCCUCAACUUCGCCCUCCUCCAGGAAGGGGAGGUCUACUCUGCCGACCGCGAGGACCUCUACUCCUGAGGCUGACCCACAACAACAAGCACCCCCUUCUUCCGCCCCCCCCCCCCAAAGAAUAGUUACUCCUCAGCAUUUCAGCCCCUCUUUCCCCAUAGUGUUACCAUGGAGGGAUUGUGCGUUUUCAUGUACAGUGUCUCUGCCCCUUUUUGAGUGUUGUCGAAUAAAAGUUUUGUACAAAGUU